AUGAAAAGUGCAUAUACUGAUUACAUUUAUGUAUUGAAUCCAGAGGAGCCAUUUUUGCUUGAAGAAUUUUCAAUUUUGGAAGAAAAAAACGAAGAAGGUAUUGUAUACAGAUGGAGCGCAUGGUUUUAAUACCUUCCCUUAAGUUCAUCAACAAAGGCUCAAUCGAUUGGAAUACUUGAUAGCAAUUGCUAUCAUUUAUUUAGUUCUGUGGAUCAGAAAUCCAAAAGUUUAAACUUUUUGCAUUACGAUUGCUAAAAUCCUAUAGAAAUGAAAAUUCAAAAAAUAAUUAAAUUUAUUGGAAAUGAUGGUUUGCAAUAUAGUUUUGAAAUGAACAUAAAUAAUUUUGAAUAUGAAAAUUAAUGGUAUUAUUUUGAUUUCAUCUAUUUUCUAUACAAUAAGAAAUUUUAGAUAAUAUUUAUAAAAAAUGAAUAAAUAAUACAGGAUAAAAUUUUGAAUAUUUUACCCUUUGAAGAUAUAAAUUUACUCUAAAAAAUUGGAGGUGAUUUGAUAGUUGAAGAUUCAAAAAUAAUCAAUAUUAGAAAAGGUGAUAAAUUUGCUUCAUUUCCUGGUAAAAUAAUGCCAACUUAUAAUGAUAACAAUAUUAAAAAUUUUGCCUUAGCUGCAAUUACUUUAUCAAGAUCUCGGAAAGCGUGUAAAUGUUAAAGCAACCCAGUAAAAACAUUAAUGGAUUCAGAUUUCUAUGAGUUAAAAACAUUAAUUUAUACUUCGAAAUUUUCUAAUUGUAAUUCUUUUAUUUUUUCUGGAUGGUUUAAGAUUAAUGAAAUAAUAAAAAUAGAUUAGGAAAUGACUUUUUAAUUUAUUAAGUUGAGUUCAAAUAUGUAAAAUAAUUAGCUAUAAAAUUAAAACCUAUCUCCAUUAUAAUUAUUUUAUAAGCUUUCCUAAGAUAUUAAUAAAGUAGUUAUAACCACCUACAGCUAUACAUUUCCUUCAGUUACAUAAGAUUUUACUAAUGACCCUUUUCUAAUCAUCAAAGAAUUUAACAUUAAUAAUAAUAUAUCUUUAUGGCAUCUUUUAUAUGUAAGAUUAAUCGAAGAUAAUUUAAAUAUUAUAUUAAAAUUUUAUGAAAAAUAACAAGUUUAUGAAUAUAAUACAUAACUUGUUGUGAAGUAAUUUCAUUAAAUAUAUUAUAAGUUGUUUUUAGGUAAUUUUUAAUAAUAAUAAACAAAUUAUCUUAAUAUGAUAGGCAGAAAUCUUUAAUUUCUUAACUGCAACUAAAAUUUUUAAUAAAAAAAUUGUCAUAUUAGUUGUGGAGAUUGUGAUGGUCCUACUUAUUAAGAUUGUUUAUCAUGUUCAGAGGAAUCUCAUAGAAUAUAUUGUAUUAAAAUUCAUUCAAACUAAUAACAAUUCUAUUUUAUAAAACUUAUGA
Paramecium sonneborni is the source of this 1387-nucleotide messenger RNA. Lineage: Eukaryota; Ciliophora; Oligohymenophorea; Peniculida; Parameciidae. The record is from the annotation of a GenBank genome assembly.